Chelmon rostratus (copperband butterflyfish) is the source of this 1191-nucleotide messenger RNA. It is a transcript of the gene kcnk7, whose product is annotated as potassium channel, subfamily K, member 7. The transcript is spliced from 3 exons. Gene Ontology annotation, cellular component: membrane. Gene Ontology annotation, molecular function: potassium ion leak channel activity. Lineage: Eukaryota; Metazoa; Chordata; Actinopteri; Chaetodontiformes; Chaetodontidae. The record is from RefSeq and is a predicted model, not a curated record. The coding region runs from base 1 to 1017 and encodes 338 amino acids. Gene Ontology annotation, biological process: potassium ion transmembrane transport; stabilization of membrane potential.
AUGGCCCAGCUUGUGCCUUCAGCGGGGCCGUUCUGUCAGCUCGGUGCAUUCCCCUGCCUGAUUCUCUGCUACCUGCUCUACAUUGCGCUGGGAGGCGUGGUGUUCACAGCCGUGGAGAAGCCGGUGGAGAAGGAGCUGAGAUCCGAGGUGGAGGCGCUGCGGCGCUCCUUCCUGCAGGAGAACCCCUGCGUACGGGCGAGCAGGCUGAGCGAGCUGCUGGGAAAAGCUCUCUCUGCUCACCACAGCGAUGUAGCUGUUCUCCAGGCUGACGCUGAUGACAGACACUAUGACUUCACAUCAUCACUCUACUUUGUCAUUGUCACUCUGACCACCAUGGGUUCUGACUCUUACACCCCCAAAUCAAACGAGGCCAAGCUCUUCUGUAUCUUCUACUGCACCCUGGGGAUCCCCCUCACCCUGUUCCUCCUCACCCUCCUCUCCAAGCUCCUCCUCCCUGUCAUCACCCACGCUCCUGUCCACCACCUGCAUACUUACUGGGGUUUGACCUAUGCCCGGGCCACCCUGGUCCACGCCAGCCUCUUCCUUGUGCUUGUCCUCUCCCUCCUUUUCCUCCUCCCUGCCCUCCUGGUCUGUGCGAUGGAGCCGGAUUGGAGCUUCCUGGAUGCUCUCUUCUUCUGCUUUGUCAUCCUGUGCACCGUCGGUCAGGGAGGAAACUCUCUGGGGAGAACCUGGAGCCAAACAGCCAAGGAGACACUUGAACUCCUCACCACAUGUUACCUGCUGGUGGGCCUGGUGGUGAUCAUUACUUUAAAGGACACUGUCCUGCAGGUUCCCCAGGUCUGUGCAGUGAUGAGGCUCUUCUUUGGUCCGCAGUGUGCAGAGCUGGAAGGUGUUGAUCUCAGUGAGUGGACCCUGAGUGAGGACAGCACUGAGGAGGAGCGUCAGUACUCCCAGUCCAUCUGUACCAUCUCCUCCACUCCAUUAGAGCUGCAGAGCCCCUGUUCAGGCCCACCAGCUGACACACAACCUUUACAGAUCCAGAACCUCAACCCCUGAAACCGCCUGACCUUCACAACUGCCCACCAAACUGUUUACAACCCAUCAGCUACAGAAAAAUACAACUUUGUUUGAAUAAUCACUUGCAGUGAGUGUAGUGAUGGUUUCCAAGCUUUGUUGCUUUUGUGCUUUUUUAUUUCAGUUUCUAUAUGAUGCAAGCGUGUAGUUAUGAAU